GCUUCACCAGCACACGUGUCUUGGCGGCAGUGGUGGCGGCGUGGUGGACAGUAGCGAGGUGGAUGCAGCGACUGGCGAGUGGCGGUGGAGGAACAAGAGGAACAAUGGCUUGCCUGAACGUGUGGUGGAGUGUCGUGGCUGUGGUGGGAGUGUGGCACGCAGCGCAGGGAGCCCAUCUGCCCCAAAACACUUCAGAUCCAGCAGAGGACAAGGGCAAGCCACCGUUCCCCCUCGACCUGAGCUCCAUCGGUGGGGAGACUGAGAACAACCGCCUGGAGCUGCUGCAGGAGUUACUCGACCUGUCCAUGAAAGCUGAGGAGUCUGAGAACGAUAUUAAAACGAGGCUGGAGAAACAGAAGAGUGCUAAGGAGGCAAGCAGUGAGGGACGGGGGAAGAAAACCAGCACCGCCAGCACCACCACCACCACCGCCACUACCAGUACUACUACUACUCAGCCACCACCACCACCAGCAGCAGCACCAGCAGCAGGCACAGAAGAGGCAGAAGGAGGCAGGGACGGAGUAACAGGCCUUCAGGAGUACACAAGGCAGGAGCUGAUCACAUUGACUCACGAGGGGCGGCGCGGGAACGGCAGUGUGAUGGCCGGCUGCCCCAUCCCUCAUCUGUCCAUAAAGACUCGAUGCUUCGCCAACGUGAUGGAGGUGACGGUCUCUUCUCGUAUGAAUCUCUUCGGACAGCUGAUCAUGGAGGGCGGAGAUGGCAGAGCGGAGAUUAAAGGAGCGUACCUGGUGAGUGGCGGGCAGGUGGGCGGCGCAGGUGAUGCCGAGGCGAAUAACACAGGUAGUACAGCUUAAUUCCCACGGUCAAUAAGCACGGGAGGGAGAGGAAU
Portunus trituberculatus (swimming crab) is the source of this 850-nucleotide messenger RNA. RefSeq lists its product as uncharacterized. The record is from RefSeq and is a predicted model, not a curated record. The coding region runs from base 63 to 815 and encodes 250 amino acids. Lineage: Eukaryota; Metazoa; Arthropoda; Malacostraca; Decapoda; Portunidae. The transcript is spliced from 4 exons.